This is a messenger RNA of Penicillium vulpinum, 204 nucleotides long. RefSeq names its product coiled-coil-helix-coiled-coil-helix domain-containing protein. Bases 1 to 204 code for a protein of 67 amino acids. Gene Ontology annotation, cellular component: mitochondrial intermembrane space. Lineage: Eukaryota; Fungi; Ascomycota; Eurotiomycetes; Eurotiales; Aspergillaceae. The transcript has 3 exons. Gene Ontology annotation, biological process: mitochondrial respiratory chain complex IV assembly. The record is from RefSeq and is a predicted model, not a curated record.
AUGAGUUUCGGAGCCCCCGGCGGUGGGUCGGUGAACUACAAGCCAUCACCACCUGAGCGCGGUAGCUUUCCUCUUGAUCAUGAAGGGGAAUGCAAGCACAUUAUCUCGGGAUAUCUGAAGUGUAUCAAGAUGAACAAAGGCACCAACGAUGAAGCGUGUCGCAAAUUGGCUAAGGAAUAUCUUUCCUGCCGAAUGGACAAGUAG